GUUAUGGUUGAGAAGUGAGGUUGGAGUUGAAUCUGAUGUAAGUCUGAUAAAGUUGAUGUGCGUGUCCACUUAGAUUGGCAUCACCGAAGUUUUUGCCAAAGUCUUACCUGCGGACAAAGUGCAAAGAGUUCGUGCUCUUCAAGAUCAAGGUGAAAAGGUCGCAAUGGUUGGUGAUGGUGUGAAUGAUUCUCCAGCGCUGGUUGCUGCUGACGUAGGUAUUGCCAUAGGAACUGGAACUGACGUGGCUGUUGAAGCUGCAGAUAUUGUCCUCAUCAAGGUAAGUUUAAUUUCGAACUUUCACGCUUCGUCGUUUCUAGUGUUUAUGAAUAUUAAUAAAAUAACACACGAUCAAUAAUUUAUUUAUUUGUAUUAAGUAAUAGGAAGGUUUCGAGUGCAAUUAGGAAAAAACAUGCACGAGUAAUUUUUUCAAAGAUUUGGAGGUCUUUAUAAAAACUCACGAGUUUCUGCAGUGGCUGCCACUUGAGGACUGCUCUAAGCUGAUUGGUUGAUUUUAGAUGUUUCUUCACCAAUCAGAUGAGUUCGUUACAAUAUUUUGCACUGUUGUUAUGGAUUUUUGUACUAUAUUCUGUUUGGCCAACAGUGCUUAAUAUGCUUACUAUGCUUAUUCUAUGCAGCUAUGAGAUGAACUGGAGAAUACUAAUUAGCUGGGAGUGAUUACUCAAACUAGAUAUAUUCGCAAUUUUUUAAUGAUAUACAUUGAAAUAUCACUCGACUGUGAUUGGUUAUUUCAAUGCAUUUAUCCUGAUUAGGUCUAUGUUUCACUUGCUUAGGGUGCAACGUUAGAGCCAUCAAAUCAUUAAAUAGAUAGAUACUAAGCAUUUGAAAGGUCUUUUGAAUUUUUGUUUUCUUCGUUAUGAAAUGGUGCGAAAAGAUUAGACAAAAUAGGAUAAAACAGCGAAGAUGGAAUGGAUUAGCAUAGGAAGGAUGUUUAGCGUAUAUGCAUGUUCUAAUAAUACUUCUAAGAAGAUAUCGACUGGCAAAUUUCCAGUUUACACGAUCUGCAGCAGAUUAUAGUCAACGGGCAGUUGUGACAGUGAGAAUGACAGUGAGAAAAUGAAUUCUUAACUGUAUAGUUCAAUUUUCAUUCUCUUGAAUUGUCAACAUUCCUGACGUUUAGCACAAUCUGAUGCCUCGAGUGUUCACCGGACCUAUAUAUGAGGUUCUUAGAAAGAGUACUUGACAGCAAGUUAUUUUUGUCUGGAAUUCUUCUAAAGACCAUGCAAAUUUUUACUUUCAGGAUAACCUAAUGGAUGUUGCAGCUGCGAUUGAUCUGUCAAAGGUGACUGUACGGAGAAUCCGAAUGAACUUUAUAUUUGCAUUUUUCUACAAUAUAAUUGGUAUUCCAAUUGCUGCUGGAGCAUUUCAUCAUUGGGGCUUGGUACUUCAACCUUGGAUGGCAAGUGCUGCUAUGGCGGCGUCGUCGGUAUCUGUCGUCUUAUCAUCGCUCUUGCUUAAGUUGUAAGUAAUAGAGGUUGUGAGAUAGUGAUAGGAUUUGUCAUAAGGGAGAAGGCUACGUUUCAUUCGAUACAGUCGAACCUCCUUGAUAUACAGGCAGGGAACCACUUAUUACGGGAACCGCUGAGUAUUUUUAGGCUACAAAAAAACAACAACGGUAAUUCCGAAAAUGAGCUUUCUUAAUAUGGCAUGCAGGUGGAGGCUACAGUAUAUUACUUUUUCAAAAUGACUCCUUUGCGAACUGCUGAAUUUAAAGGAAAAUUUUUUUUUCUGAGCACGUUCUGAAGUUUAAUCGACAAAAAAGGCAGCUAAUUUCAUGAAGGAUGUGGCUGCUACUUUCGUUCCAAGUUUCGCUGCUGCAUUUUUCCCGCACGACCCAGCCACUUUGCUGUGAUAAACUUUUAAUUUAAAACCGAUUUACAGUAUAUCUUGUAUUAAUUUGAAUCCUAAGCUUCCAAGUAUUAAGAAUGUUCAUUUUCGGAGUUACUAAAUCACAUACAAUGACAGCUCUAAAACGUAGAAUGACGUCUAUAUGUAACACGAGAUGGUGAGCUAUCUGAGAAUCCCAAAACCUACAAAUUAAAAUAAAAUCAGUGCCUGCAGGUAUUUGUUGCAUGCGACUUCAUUGGCUGACGUGUCCGUUUCAUAUAUUUCACUACGAUGACAUCACUUUUAAGACUCUCCCCUGAACGUCUUAAGUUUUCAGUAUCUAAAAACAGGCCCACAAAUUCAGCGUUAGUACGAGUUACUCGUUUGGAAUGAUUUAUACGAAGCAAUUCUGCAUUGAUAUUUACUCUAAAUCCUAUAUUAAUUUAAAUCAGCCCCUCUCAAUAGUCUCUAUAAAGACCCCUUUUUGGAGUAAAAAAAUUCUUAACACCCUGUCUAUUAUAUCCUCCCCGAUAUAUUAGGGAGUUUACGCAUGUACGACGGCUAAACGUUUUUGAAAUAAAUGAUUGCAUGGAAAUAUUGUCUUGUAUUUACUUUCGUAUGAAUUUAAUACAGUUCAGAACGAGUAAAACAGAGCUUUAACCUUCAGAGCAAUUUUGAUUACCUCUGUUAGAAAAAUUGCUUGCCACGGCUUGAAAUGCAAGCGUAUAUACUGUACACGACGUGAAAAUUAGUUUACAUUUUGCCGUCGUCAACAGAGCCUGGACGACGUCUGAAACUCCUGCUAUACUUUCAAUUCUUUCUUUUGUGCUAUAUAGAAUUAAUGACAUUGUAUUGAUAGCCGUCGUCCUGAUGUUGCCGUCUUACAUGCAUGCGUAAAAUCCCUAAUAUUAAGUGAGGGGCCGUGUUGUAGAUGUUAUUUUUAAAAGAAAAUAUAAGUAUGAUUUAGUUUAUUACCUCCGCCAGGAGGUUAUGUAAUCAUCUGGGUUUAUAUGUGUGUGUGUAUGUGUGUGUGUGUGUGUGUAUGUGUGUGUGUUUGUCUGUGAGCACGAUAACUCAAGAAAUACCAAACAUAUUCAUACGAAAUUUCUUUAAUGCAUUUCCCAUCGGCUAAGGAAGAAAUGAUUAAAAUUUGGUUGAAUUUGGUUAAAAAUUGAACGAGAAAUGAACAAAAUUUUGUCUUGCUUUUCCCGGUCAAUUAAAAAAAACUCACUGAAUGCGUAAUUAGGACGUGUAUAAUGUAUGCACGCAGUACUAAGAAGACAAUGAGAUGAUAAACCUCAUUAAGCUUCAGCCCUAAUUAUCUAUUGUCUUAGUUGCAUUUCACACGACCGAAAUUUAAUGUGGGCGGAGGUAUGCAGUCUCUGAGUGCCCUCUAGUUAGUUCCUUCUUUUAUAAUGCAUUUAUUUUCCGCACGGCUCUUUGAAAAUCACCUAUGUGAAAGGUUACCGUGUUUAAAGAUCAAUAAUAAUAAUAAUAAUAAUAAUAAUAAUAAUAAUAAUAAUAAUAAUAAUAAUAAUAAUAAUAAUAAUAAUAAAGCUGUCCGUAAAGAGGACAGGAGGUUUCCUCGACAGUAUUUAUAGAACGGAGAUGGUGAUUACCGAACACAAGGAAACGAAGUACCGGUGUUGCUCGAAAUGCUAAAAGUUGAUAAAAAAAAAACAAAAAAGAUCUUCACGUCUUAUUUGAUAAGAACGCUAUAUAACCGUAGCGUACAGUAGGCCCUCGGAGUACCUUGUCAAUUGGGAUGUAUAAGAACCAUUCGGCCUACCUCUGAGUGAUAUGCAUGAUUAUUCAUAAAAAUGGCUGACUAUACAAAAGAUGGUAAACCAUGCAAAAAUCCUGAUUCCUAAGAAAUGUACUCGUAAUUCUUGAAAAGACCGUAUUCUUCAUGCAUGCGAUAAUUUUAUUAAGGAAUACCAAAUGAUUUUCUGUGCAGGAUAGCGUCAUCCAUGCACGCGGGGUGUUGCGAGACGUUCGGAAAGCGUAACAUUUUUGUGCAUGAAUGACGCUAUCCUGCACGGAAAACUAUUUGGUGUAAUUGUUUUAUAAAAUAACUACAGUGAAACAACGAUUAACUUUAUUAAAAUUAUUGAUGAAAUGUGCAAUUCUCACAACAAUCGUGAACUAACGAAUCAGAGACAGAGUUUGUAUAAGUCGCUAUCCCCCACAAAUGUUCUUUAUAACGCCUUCAUAACUUCACAGUCACGUUAAAAUGUUUUCACUGUCCAACAUUUUAAAAAGCCCGCGCGCAGGCAUUUAUUUUUCGUGCAGAAUUGUCUGAUCCUGCACGGGUAUUGACCAAUCAAAUUCCGUGUUUCACUGUAAAUAUUAUAUAUUCCAAAUCGUUCAAGUUUCUUCAGCAACUUUGGAAAGUUUGCUUUAUGGUAUUUUUAUUGCUUUCUUUUCAGAUACAAGAAGCCGAGUACAACACCAAAAGGCCGGAUCAAAUCCAGAAAAAAGGUUUAUAGUCGCGUGUGAAAAGUUGCUCUGAUUGCUAAAUCAAUGCGGAUUUCGUAUUGCACAGAAAACUGGCACUAGAAAAAUCAUACAAGAUUAGACAUACAAAACAAAUGGUCAAAAAUGGAACGAGAGUUUGAUACCAUAUUGAACAUAUUUUGAACAUAUUUUGUCUAUGAACAUAUUGUCUAUGUCUUUGAACAUAUUUUGUCAUAUUUUGUUUGAACAUAUUUUGUCUAAGAGUAAGAGUAUAAAUAAUAAAAAUAGGUUCGUAUAUUGAUGUUCUCCACUGCAAAGUCGACCGCUUGAAUGAAUGGGUUGUAACCCUCUAAAUUUUAGUUACUUAGCCUACUUGUACUUGAUCAAGUAAAAUACUAAAGCGGGCUUUCGUGUUAGCGGGUUAAAAUUGAAUUUUAACUAUAUAUAGAUAUUUUAAUAUUUUUUAAUGGAUGAUUCCAGCUGUCGACUAAUUUUUUAUGUAAAAUAUAGCCCUGUGAAAUUAGCAAAUUUUGAGUAUUUUAGUAUUACGCGCAGUAAAAACACGGGCAAUAGGACAGGUGUAGUGUUGUUAAAUAGAAAGUUAGAAAUGGUAUUGUACUUACUCAUGUAUUAUAAUUAUGUUUAAAAGAUCAGAAUAUUCAUAACUUCUUAUUUUGUUUCAUAAAUAGUUCUUUAAUUAAUAUUCGAAACAAAUUCCAUAUCUGCUUCGUCUGCCAUCGCCAUGUUUGCUCGUCCCAAUCUACAUGCUGCACGGCAUUGCCGCCCCUCCUGGCAAAAUAAUAAGCAAGCGAGAAAAAUUAAGGAGAAAAUAAGAGGGUAGGAACAUUGUGGGCGUUUCGUGGGCGUGUCAUCGUUCUGGGCGAAUCGGCUUUCUCAAUCUUGUAUCACAUGACUAAUUCAAAUCGUCAUAGGCGGGAAGCAGCAUUACACGUCAUCCCUACGUCAAAUAAAACGUUAUAAAACGCGUCGUGGAUACGUUUGUGCCAUAUAUGGAAGUUAUGGAUACGUUUGUGCCAUAUAUGGAAGUGUCACUGCAUCCAGCUUAUGACAACGAUGUUCCUACCCUCUUAUUUUCUUCUAAUUUUUCUCGCUUGCUUAUUAUUUUGCCAGGAGGGGCGGCAAUGCCGUGCAGCAUGUAGAUUGGGACGAGUAAACAUGGCGAUGCCAGACGAAGCAGAUAUGGAAUUUGUUUCGAAUAUUAAAGAACUAUUUAUGAAACAAAAUAAGAAGUUAUGAAUAUUCUGAUCUUUUAAACAUAAUUAUAAUACAUGAGUAAGUACAAUACCAUUUCUAACUUUCUAUUUAACAACACUACACCUGUCCUAUUGCCCGUGGUAAAAAUAACUACUUUCGGCUCAAAAAUGGUUAUUUUUACCGCGCGUAAUACUAAAUUACUCAAAAUUUGCUAAUUUCACAAGGCUAUAUUUUCCGUAUUUUACAACAUUUCGCAACCAAACUUUGCAAUUUUACUAAUUUUAGGAUGCUCUUUUGAGCUAUAUAAUGAUAUAUUUCGUCUUUCUUGUCUAGAUAAAAAAAAAUUAGUCGAUAGCUGCAAUCAUCUAUUUCGGUUCUUUUGCCAUUAAUUUUAAAAGAAACGAAUAUGAAUAAUUUCUUAUUGUAGCACGGUCCUGCAUGUUGAAAUCCACAACUAAACCACUAUUUUUGAUGUUGCAGUAUAAUGUUGAAAAAUAAGAAUGACGUUUUUUGUUUAUCAUCUCCUGGCACUACAUUUAUGAGGGGGUAAAUACGAGGCGAGUGCAUGGGUCACUUUUUUUGCCGUUUGUCUGUUCAGUUAUAGAUACACAUUAUGAUGUCAUACUGUGUAUCUGUAACUGAAAAUAUACACAUUCAUAUUGAUGUGGUAAUAUCGGUUUAAUUUUGUUACUCUGCAUGUGCUGUUAAUAAUCUGGGUAAUAACAUCAUGGAGUAGUUAUUAUCACAUAUUAAUUCUGAUACCUCCCCAGAGGUUUGGAGUGAAAAGAUGUAGUUAAAGAGUGAGUAUCAUGCCUGUGAUCCUUUGCACGCUUGUGUUUACAUUUUAUGUUUAUAUUACAGUUUAUCUCAUGAAUUUGUUAUAUGGUUGAUUAUGAGAAUGACAAAAGAAUAAGCUAUAGAAUGGAUUUUCUAAAGAACGAAGCAAGAACAAUAUUUCUUUUGUUUAUGUAAGUCAAUUACGUCUUUUGUCAUUGUCAUAGUCAACCAGUCACAGAACACUGAUCUUCCUAGAGCUUCGUGUUUGCUGAAAGGAGCACUGGCAUGAUACUCACUCUUUAAUUUCUAAAGCACUUCAUUUGAAUUAUAGAUCAUUUCCGAAUUACGCUGUGAUUGCCAAGAACAAUAACACCAAGUGGAGGCUCAGCGCUGAUUUUCUAAUAUAGCGGAAACAUUACAUUAGCAUGAAGCCUCGUUCUCAGGCUAUUGUUUGUUGGCAAUCAAACGUUAUUCGGAAAUGCCUGUUAUAAUUAAAGAACAAAGAGAUGUAAUGUAUAUUUUAUCGUAAUUGUGUAAAGAAUAUUGACGAUAGUUUUAUAAGAAGUGUAGUAGUUCUACAAUAUAGCAAUGCGAAAUAUUUUUAAAAAAAUAAAAGUCAGUCAGAGUCGACAUUUACAC
Messenger RNA from Paramuricea clavata, 6933 nucleotides. The record is from the annotation of a GenBank genome assembly. Lineage: Eukaryota; Metazoa; Cnidaria; Anthozoa; Malacalcyonacea; Plexauridae.